Molecule: messenger RNA, 564 nt
Organism: Truncatella angustata
Lineage: Eukaryota; Fungi; Ascomycota; Sordariomycetes; Amphisphaeriales; Sporocadaceae
Product: mediator complex, subunit Med11
Exons: 2
Coding region: 1-564 (187 amino acids)
Biological process (GO): regulation of transcription by RNA polymerase II
Cellular component (GO): mediator complex
Molecular function (GO): transcription coregulator activity
Source: RefSeq, a predicted model, not a curated record
AUGGCAGCUCAAAGCAACUCUGAGGAUGCCUCCUUUGUACCCUUCACUACGGCAGAGCGCAUCCAGCAAUUGGGUGAGAUUGACGAAAGUAUCGUCAGCCUCCUCCGAACCGUUGGUGCUGCCAUUCAAAGUCUCAACAAGUCAGAUACCAGCGAUGAGGAUGUAUCCAUGAAUGCUGGCGGUGAUGCCGACUCAGACGAUGACGACGACGAGCCAGGUAAGGACACGGCUUUCAAACACCACACGAACGACUUCUUGCGAACACUGCGCUCUGUCAACGUGCGACUGAAGCGACAGAUAUGGGGGUUGGAGGAAGCUGGCAUCAUCAGGUCUAGCGAUGCGCCAGCAGGCGACACAGCGGGUGACCAUGGCAACAAGACUUUAGAACCAGACGGCAAUGGCAAGAUUGGCGGCAUGGAUGUGGGCUGGCUGAACAGCAGAAGCAACAAGGUGGAGAGAGACAUGGAAUCCGAGCUCUGGGACCAGGCUGAGGCGUUCUUAAAAGACGUGAUCAAGAAGGCCGAAUUAGCCGUCCCCGAAGCAGACGACAAGAUGACUUGGUAA